AUGAAAAGUGACUGGGAAAAAUCUAUAGAAGACACCCGGUGUGCACUUCUAGCCCUGGGGCAUGCAAAUAGUACCGUGUUGAGUUUGGUGGCGUAUGGUAGUGCCCAACCGACGACGGGUGCUACGGCGGGGCCACAUCAUUACUCGGUUGGGAUCGAUUCAAUGGUUGCGGGGUUCGAAGACAUCCCACUACCCAUACCGAUAGAGGAGGUUGAGAUAACAGCGCUUUGGCAAGCUGUAGGUAGCUUCGUUGAUUGGCCACGUGCAUGGGUGAAGUUGAUUAAUAAGGAGAUUUCCAAUGGAAGCAAAACUUCAAAGAGAAAGAGGGUGGAGAAGCCUAAAAGAAUUGAUCAACCUAAGAAGAAGCUUAGUGAACAACAGUCCAAGAGUGAACAAGCGUCGAAGUUGCACUCUUCGAAAGGUUCACCCAUGCCACCUACUCCAAUUGUUGAAGACAUUGUUCUUCAAUCGCUCUCUAUUGACAUGAACUUUCUUCACAACCGUGCUUGUAAUGUUAAUCGCAUUUGA
This is a messenger RNA of Chenopodium quinoa (quinoa), 528 nucleotides long. RefSeq lists its product as uncharacterized. The transcript has 4 exons. Lineage: Eukaryota; Viridiplantae; Streptophyta; Magnoliopsida; Caryophyllales; Amaranthaceae. The record is from RefSeq and is a predicted model, not a curated record. The coding region runs from base 1 to 528 and encodes 175 amino acids.